AGGUGGAUUCAGGCAGACCCCAGGAAUCAGGUGAUCUCAGCCAGGGCUCUGGAGCAAUGUCGCAACAACUCCUCUACCGUGCUCUGGUGUCUGCAAAAUGGCUUUCGGAAGCCAUCAGGUCCCAGCAAGCUGGUCUGGCCUUAAGAAUUGUGGAUGCAUCCUGGUAUUUGCCAAAGAUGAAGCGUGACCCAAAGCGGGAAUUUGAGGAGCGUCAUAUCCCUGGUGCAGUUUUCUUUGACAUUGACCAGUGCAGCGACCGUACUUCGCCUUAUGAUCACAUGCUGCCCAAGGCUGAUGACUUUGCUGAGUAUGUGGGGAAGCUGGGUGUGGGGAAUGAUUCCCAUGUUGUGGUGUAUGAUGGCAGCGACCAAGGUCUCUUCUCAGCACCCCGGGUGUGGUGGAUGUUCCGGGCCUUUGGACAUGAAGCUGUCUCCCUUCUGGAUGGUGGCCUGAAGAACUGGCAGCGAGAGGGGAAUGCGCUGAGCUCCGGGAAAAGCCAGGUAGCUCCUGCCGAGUUCCAUGCCUCCUUGGACAAGUCUCUGGUGAAAACGUACGAGGAUGUCGUAGAUAACUUGGAUUCCCACCGCUUCCAACUAGUGGAUGCGCGCGCUGCAGGACGGUUCCGGGGAGUAGAGCCAGAGCCCCGAGAUGUGGGAAUUGAGCCUGGUCAUGUCCCGGGGUCAAUGAACAUCCCCUUCACCGAUUUCCUCACAGAGUCUGGCUUAGAGAAGACCCCUGAGCAGAUCCGCAGUCUGUUCCAGGAGAAGAAGGUGGACUUGUUAAAGCCGGUGGUAGCCACGUGUGGCUCUGGGGUCACUGCCUGCCACGUGGCUCUGGGGGCAUACCUCUGUGGCAAACCAGAUGUCGCUGUGUACGAUGGGGCCUGGGUGGAAUGGUAUAUGCGAGCACAGCCUGAAAAUAUUAUUUCUGAGGGAAAGGGGAAGACGGUGUAAUAAGCUGCUUCGUCUCCCAGCUUUGCAGAUAAUUUGCCUUGAAACAGGAUUUGGAAAAGAUGUUGUAGUAU
Molecule: messenger RNA, 1024 nt
Organism: Leptosomus discolor (cuckoo roller)
Lineage: Eukaryota; Metazoa; Chordata; Aves; Leptosomiformes; Leptosomidae
Source: RefSeq, a predicted model, not a curated record